ACGGAUCGUUUUACAGUGAGUGAAAGGCAGCGAACGACAUGUCCUGAAAUUAAACUCGAAUGAUAAUCUUCGGCAAUGGAGAACUUUGUUAACUAACCAAUAAUAAUAUUAAUAAUAAACAGAAAAGCAGCAAUGCAACCUUCAUGUUUUAUGUCUCUCAGUUUUCCUCUGCGUAUAAUUGAUGUUCUCUCUCACCCAUGAAUCUUGUUCACUUUAGCCCCAUGUCUCUUCGCAGCUCAUUCUUAAAAUCCUUCCCUUUUUACUUCCCGCGUAAUUUCAAAGCUCCAUUCACUCUAAUCUUCACUCAAAACCUUCAAAAGUGUUUUAAAAGGGAUUUGGGUGUACAGAGUUUAGCUUGUUAUGCAUUCGCUGAAAUUUCUGAUCAAGAAAAUGAAGAGAGUGCGAGAGGAAUUGAUUUCCUACAUGUGGUGGAUGAGCGUGGAAGUCGCGCUAAAUCUCAAACAUAUCUAUGGCUUUUGGAUUUCUGUUUGAAUUCUGCAUCUUUUUUAGAUUGCAAAAAGCUUCAUUCCAAGAUUUUGAAGAUAGGUUUUGAUAAAGAAAGUGUUUUGUGUGACAAGCUUAUUGAAUUUUAUUUUGCAGUCGGUGAUUUGAACAGUGUAGUUAAGGUUUUUGAUGAUAUGCCUAGUAGAAGUUUGAUGACUUGGAAUAAGGUAUUGUCUGGUCUUGUUGCAAAUAAAACGAGUAACAGAGUGUUGGGUCUCUUUGCGCAAAUGGUUGAGGAAAAUGUAAAUCCAAAUGAAGUUACAGUUGCCAGUGUUUUAAGGGCUUAUGGAAGUGGUAAUGUUGCAUUUUACUAUGUUGAGCAGAUUCAUGCUAGCAUUAUUUCACGUGGGCUUGGAACUAGUUCCAUUGCGUGUAAUCCUUUAAUCGAUUUGUAUGCCAAAAAUGGGUUUAUACGUUCUGCUAGAAAGGUGUUUGAUGAGUUGUGCAUGAAAGAUAGUGUUUCUUGGGUGGCUGUGAUCUCCAGUUAUUCACAGAAUGGAUUUGGAGAAGAAGCUAUUCGCCUAUUCUGUGAAAUGCAUAUAUCAGGACUAUCCCCUACUCCCUAUGUAUUUUCAAGUGUUUUAAGUGCUUGUGCCAAAAUAGAGUUGUUUGAUAUUGGUGAGCAGCUUCAUGCUCUAGUUUUCAAGUGUGGUUUUUUUCUGGAGACGUAUGUGUGCAAUGCUCUAGUGACAUUGUAUUCUCGCUUAGGGAACUUCAUAUCUGCUCAACAAGUUUUCAGCAAAAUAAAGUGUAAAGAUGAAGUUUCAUAUAAUUCAUUAAUCUCUGGGCUUUCUCAGCAGGGAUGUAGUGAUAGGGCUUUAGAGUUGUUUAAGAAAAUGCAGCUUGAUCACCUUAAACCAGAUUGUGUUACAGUUGCAAGUCUCUUAAGUGCUUGUGCAUCUAUCAAGUCUCUUUCUAAGGGAGAACAACUACAUUCAUAUGCGAUAAAAGCAGGAAUGUGUUUAGAUAUUAUAAUUGAAGGUUCUCUGCUUGAUCUUUAUGUGAAAUGCUCUGAUAUAACGACAGCCCAUAAAUUUUUUGCCACCACACAAACAGAAAAUGUGGUUUUAUGGAAUGUGAUGCUUGUGGCAUAUGGACAGUUGGAUAACCUAAGCAAGUCAUUUUGUAUAUUUAGACAAAUGCAGAUUGAGGGAUUGAUACCUAAUCAGUUUACCUACCCAAGUAUUUUGAGAACUUGUACAUCAUUUGGAGCUCUUGAUCUAGGAGAACAAAUCCAUUCCCAAGCAAUAAAGACUGGCUUUGAGUUUAAUGUGUAUGUCUGUAGUGUGCUUAUAGAUAUGUAUGCCAAGCUUGGAAAACUAGAUAUUGCUCGAGGAAUUCUCAGAAGACUCAAUGAGGAGGAUGUUGUUUCAUGGACGGCUUUGAUUGCCGGGUACACACAGCAUGAUUUGUUUACUGAAGCUCUUAAUCUUUUUGACGAAAUGCUAAAUCGGGGGAUCCAAUCAGACAACAUAGGUUUUUCGAGUGCUAUCAGUGCAUGUGCUGGUAUUCAAGCACUGAGUCAAGGACAGCAAAUUCAUGCUCAAUCAUAUAUCUCUGGUUACUCGGAAGAUCUAUCAAUUGGUAAUGCACUUGUUAGCCUUUAUGCUAGAUGUGGUAGAAUUCAAGAAGCAAACUUGGCAUUUGAAAAAAUUGAUGCUAAAGAUAGUAUAUCAUGGAAUGCAUUGAUGUCUGGAUUUGCACAAAGUGGAUACUGUGAGGAAGCACUGAAGAUCUUUGCUCAGAUGACUAGAGCUAACAUAAAAGCUAGUUUGUUCACAUUUGGCUCUGCAGUUAGUGCUGCUGCCAAUAUGGCAAAUAUAAAACAAGGGAAGCAGAUCCAUGCCAUGAUUAUGAAAACAGGGUUUGAUUCAGAAAUUGAAGUUUCUAAUGCUUUAAUCACAUUAUAUGCAAAGUGUGGUUGCAUUGAUGGUGCCAAAAGAGAGUUUUUUGAGAUACCUGAGAAAAAUGAGAUUUCUUGGAAUGCUAUGAUCACAGGCUAUUCUCAACACGGAUGUGGUAUUGAAGCAGUAAAUCUUUUUCAGAAAAUGAAACAAGUUGGUGCAAAGCCAAACCAUGUCACUUUUGUGGGAGUUAUAUCAGCUUGUAGCCAUGUGGGUUUGGUGAAUGAAGGUCUUGCCUACUUUGAGUCCAUGAGCAAAGAGCAUGGCUUGGUGCCUAAGCCAGAACAUUAUGCUUGUGUUGUGGAUCUUCUCUGCCGUGCUGGUCUUUUGAGCCGUGCAAGAAAAUUUAUUGAUGAGAUGCCAAUUGAACCAGAUGCAAUGGUUUGGAGGACCCUAUUAAGUGCUUGUACUAUUCAUAAGGACACUGAAGUUGGAGAGAUUGCUGCUCGACAUCUGCUGGAGUUGGAACCUGAAGAUUCAGCAUCUUAUGUUCUUUUAUCAAAUAUGUAUGCAGUGGCUGGGAAAUGGGAUUGUCGGGAUCACACCAGGAAAGUAAUGAAAAACAGGGGUGUGAAGAAAGAACCUGGUCGUAGCUGGAUUGAGGUUAGGAACUCAGUUUAUGCAUUUUUUGUUGGUGAUAGGCUCCAUCCACUAGCAGAUAAAAUUUAUGAAUUCUUGACUGAUCUGAAUAAACGAGCAGCAGAAAUUGGUUACAUCCAAGAUCGAUUCAGCCUGUUGAAUGAUGAAGAGCAGGAGCAGAAGGACCCAAGUGUAUAUAUUCACAGUGAGAAAUUGGCUAUUGCAUUUGGACUACUUAGUUUGAGUGAUCCAAUUCCUAUACGUGUAAUAAAGAAUCUCCGUGUCUGUAAUGACUGCCAUACAUGGAUUAAGUUUGUAUCAAAAAUUUCAAAUCGGACAAUUGUGGUACGAGAUGCAUACCGUUUUCAUCAUUUUGAAGGUGGUAUUUGUUCAUGUACGGAUUAUUGGUAAGCAAAAUUGCAUAAAGAGUAUCACUGGAAACAAGGAACUCAAGAGGAUCUGAAACCUUAUGAUUCCGUAGAAAUCUGCACCAGUUGGUAAUUUUAGCUGAUGGAGUUGGACAGUGUAGGGUAAUUGCUUUUCUUUUUCUUUUAUUUGGAAGAUUUUAAUAGAUUAUUGGUUUGGAAGAUUUUCAUGUGAAGGCAAUUUUCUCCUUUGAUAAGCUCAUUUGUGCUGUUUGUUGCCUACAGCCAAGUCGCCUCCAAGCUGUCUGCUCUUUCACCCGUUGGUAUAAGGGUGGUGUUUGUUCCUGUAGUGAUUACAGUUCUGGAAAUUGAUUCUCUGAGGUAUAAUUCUACCUUGAAUGACAUGAUAACUCCAGACUUCAGAGAUUCUUAGCUGGGAGGGAUUCUCUCUCUAUUUCAGGACCUUGACAAUGUGAAAUUACCAGGGAGGUAGCAUCUUCUUCUCUUCCACUCAACAGUCGGGUAGCCAUUGUGACUGGGGCUUCACGCGGCAUUGGUCGUGCCAUUUCCAUUCACCUGCACUCUCUUGGUGCUAAAGUUGUGCUCAACUAUGCUUCAAGCUCCACCCAAGCUGAUCACCUUGCAUCAGAGCUCAAUGCCUCAGCUUCGGCUUCUCACCCCCAUGCAGUUGUUAUCAAAGCUGAU
Molecule: messenger RNA, 4057 nt
Organism: Ricinus communis (castor bean)
Lineage: Eukaryota; Viridiplantae; Streptophyta; Magnoliopsida; Malpighiales; Euphorbiaceae
Product: pentatricopeptide repeat-containing protein At4g13650
Exons: 4
Coding region: 198-3398 (1066 amino acids)
Biological process (GO): RNA modification
Molecular function (GO): protein binding; RNA binding; zinc ion binding
Source: RefSeq, a predicted model, not a curated record